Molecule: messenger RNA, 1191 nt
Organism: Saccostrea cuccullata (small rock oyster)
Lineage: Eukaryota; Metazoa; Mollusca; Bivalvia; Ostreida; Ostreidae
Product: autophagy-related protein 101-like
Exons: 8
Coding region: 252-908 (218 amino acids)
Biological process (GO): autophagosome assembly; autophagy
Cellular component (GO): phagophore assembly site
Source: RefSeq, a predicted model, not a curated record
AUUAUACUUUUUUUUUGCUUAAUUUAUUCAAAUAAAAAGUAUAUCUACUCUUUGUGAGCUAUUUUUCCCCCUUUAUGUGUAUAUUUUGAUAGCCAACUUUGGACAUUACGAUAAACAAAUACGACCCGAUUGCGGAUCAGGAAAGAAAACAAAGAGGAUAACAUACUCUGAUACUCAUUACUUGUAAAGAUUCGAUAGUUUACUUGUGAAUGGAACGGUGAUGUGUUUGUAUUUCAGUGUAAAAUGAAACGAUGAACGCUCGAACACAAAUGCUCGAACUGUCGGUAGAAGGUCGUCAGAUUGAAGAGACAGUCAGUGGUAUAUUUCAUACGUUGUUGCUUCAUCGAACUGUUGGAAAGUUCCAUUACAAACAAGAGGGAACUUAUUCUAUAGGGACGGUUGGGAUACAGGAUGUAGACUGUGACUUUGUAGAUUUUACUUAUGUGAGAGUGGCAUCUCAUGGUUUAGAUCAGACCAUUAAGAAAGACAUUGCUUUAUUCAGGGACACACUACGCAGCACAGAUAAUCCUGGAUCAGGACAAAUUUCCUUGGAGUUCUACCAGAAGAAGAGAGCCCGGUGGCCAUUUCCUGCCGAGUGCAUCCCCUGGGAAGUCUGGACUGUAAAACUGGACAUUUUAACUCUUAAUAAUGAAAAUGAGAGGCAAAUUUGCAGGGAAAAACUAGGAGAAAUGUUAGGAGAGAAGGUCAUGAAUAUUGCAGACCUAAUGAAUCGCCAUGAAUACGUUCCCAAGAUGCCAAACCAAGCAGAACUAGAUUUGGUAUUCGACACAAGUAUCUCAGAUGUACAACCUUACUUAUUCAGGAUAUCCCACCAGACCACCGGUCCAUCUCAGUCCUCUGUUGGAACGACAAUGAGGAAAUUCAUCAAGGAUACAUUGGCUUUAUGAUGCUAUGUCUGGGUCCCCUCAUCAAGGCUCACAGCUAGUGACUUUUAGCAAGACCUAUAUAAGCCAGCUUCUCUUCAACAAGUGUCUUUCACAUGGAAUAUGUGUAUGGAGUGAAUUAUUGUAAUUAUAGAAUUGUGUGAAUGGGAUAUGAGCGAUAUAUAGUUUAUUGUGUGUGUCAUGUGUAUGUCAUAAUUUUGAUUAAAAAGGGAGAUACGUGUGCAAGUUUGCUUUAAAAUUUUCAGAGAUUUUUGUUAUAUGGUUAAUAAACUCAUUUGUUUAUAUU